Molecule: messenger RNA, 2616 nt
Organism: Biomphalaria glabrata
Lineage: Eukaryota; Metazoa; Mollusca; Gastropoda; Planorbidae
Exons: 2
Coding region: 211-1677 (488 amino acids)
Biological process (GO): neuropeptide signaling pathway
Cellular component (GO): membrane
Molecular function (GO): G protein-coupled peptide receptor activity
Source: RefSeq, a predicted model, not a curated record
UUCCUCAAAUUUCUCUAAAUGUUUGUUUAAUGUAAGCAUUUGAGUCAAGGACAUGUGCUUCCUCUGUAUUCACAUCUACAUGUAUCGAGAUUCGUAAAUUGGAUUAACUGGAUAUUCGAUUCUUCCACUUUUCCAAGCCACCACGUCUUGGGCAUCGAUACUCGGCAAAGAGAUUUUUAUGCUAAAGUCUUCCUCUUCAAGCCUUUCUACAUGAGUAUCGAUUCCAAGGAGCUGCAGCUGAUGUAUGAGCUUGUGGAGGAAGGUCUCGACUCGAGGAUGAACGUCACGUACAAGUGUCCCAGUCUGGACGCCAAUUCACUGGAAAAGUACUUGUCGUCAAAGUUUCCGGACCGCCCUGUGAACGCCCUCAUUAUCAUGCUGGCCUCUUUCAGCGCCCUGGGGCUGAUCGGGAACUCCCUGGUCCUCUACGUCUACGUCCGGAAACGAAACAAGCUUUCCUCCACCGUUUUUAUCAUCGCCCUGGCCGCCACGGACUUGGUGACCUCUGUGGUCAGCAUGCCCUACACCAUGGUCCUGGAGGGUCUCAACUACCACAUCACCUACGACUUCACCUGUAAGCUCUACUACUUCUUCAUCACCUGCACCGUCCCGUUUUCCGUGUUUAUCAUGGUCGCCAUCGCCGCGGACCGCUACAUCUGCAUCUGCCGGCCUCACUCUCACGUGCUGGACUCCAAGCGGGCGAGAAACUCGGUGCUGGUGCUUCUGCUUCUCGCUAUACUCAUCGGCAUUGUGCCAGCAAUGUUCCACGGGGUGUACAUCGACUCAAAUACGCUGAAGAAGAAGGAGAUCGGGUUCCAGCCGAUCGAGAACGAGGUCAGACAAGACUUUGAGAACAUAACGGAAAUCUUGAACGAGCUGCACGGCAGCAGCUGCCACGAAUGCGUCAACAACUCGGCCACCAACGACGACUACGCUACCCAGCUAGUCAAGCUGGUGGUUGAGCUGUAUAAAAAAGUCUGCACCCGAGCCAACCCAGCGAACGAAUCGUAUAUUUACACCGGACAGUGUCUGCCCAAUCAGAUCAUCUUCUCCGAACGCUUCCGGUUCAGCUACCAGACGGUCUACUCUUCAAGUUUUCUCGUCUGUUUCUCCGUCGUUUUCGUCCUCUACAUCCUCAUCUACAAGUCCGUUCUGGUCAGACGCGCCAGGAGAUACGCCUCCAGGUCCAAAUCUUUGAUCAACCACACCCAGGAUUUCUCGCUGACUGAAAACCAGAGCAUGCUGAACGAGUCCCCGGACAAAAGCAUCGCCCUGGCCGAAAUCUCCAACGGGAACCACGACGGCUCGACCCACAGAACGCGGCCCGCGCUGCCCCAAAACCAGUCCCUCCUCAAAGAGCAAAAGUCUCUUCAGAAACAGAUGAGCGAGGGGGGCUCCCAGAAAAACAGCGCCCCGAACAACGGCUGCCUGAGGGACAAGUACUUCCUGGCUAACAUUCGGACAGCGGUCAUGCUGUUUGUCGUGACCAUAUUUUUCAUCAUAGCCUACCUCCCGUCAUGGUUGAUCGCUUACAAGGUGAUCCCCUUCAACGUAAUAGUCUUCUACGUCUACUUCAGCAACCACAGCGUCAACCCGAUCAUCUACGCCUUCAUGAACCCCGCGUUUCGGCGGUCCCUUAAGGCCUUGAUAUGCCGCCAGCCUGUACGGAGUUUAUAAACUCGUAGAAAAAGUUUCAAACUAUAAGCUGUGGACCAAUAACAUAUCACGUGACAAUGGUUUCACAAACAGAAUGGACUGUGUUCAGAGUUUUAUUACGAAAUUAUUUCGUUAAUGUACUAGAUUCAACGUAUAAACUUGUAUGUUUUUAAGGAAGAAUGAGAUUACGGAAGUAUCAAUCUAUUGGACAUUUUCGUAAAUAGCAACCCCUUUUUUUAGGUGCAUCCAGUGUAAUGAAUAGGGAAGCAUUUAUAGGCCGAAGCUAAGUAUUUUAAUGAACUAUACAUAUUAAACUUAUUAACACAUAAUAAAAGUUAUAAUAAUUUUUUUUUUGCACUUCUCAGCACUAUAGCACUAAGUAAUGUUUAUCAUUAUUUUAGCACAAAUCUUUCUUCUUCUUCUUCACUCUCAUUGACAUUUCGGAGGGUUCAGACGAUGAACUGCGUAGUGAUUUCCAGAUCUGGCAGCUCUCCAUAUAGUUUUUGUUCUUCAGAGGGGUUUCGGGGGCCGGAGUCUUGACCUGUCAUCUCGAUGGAGUAUGUAGCUUUGAAGGAUAGUCAUCAUUCCAUAUGACAUUCUUGGUAUUAAAAAAAAAAGUUAAGUUCCCCCUUUCAGACUUUGCGAUCUAUGGGGAAGAUGAUGUAUAGGUCAACUGUUUCUGUUAACGAGGGUUUCAUGUGGCCAGCACAACGACCAACUGCCAAUACUUUUUCUCCAACUAAUAUCAGGUACCAAAUAGAGCUGGGUGGACUCAGAGGCGCCCUAGGGAUUCCUAAAGGAAAAAAAAUCGCGGUCUUCACCAGGAUUCGAACCUUGCAACCCUCGGUUCUGAAGCGAAGUGCUUUACCACUUAUCCACCGCGUCUCUUUCUUCUUCUUGGUAUUAUUGGCCUACUAUUUACAUCAAAACCUCUCUUAAAAUUCCAUUUUUCCGUUUUCU